Amblyraja radiata (thorny skate) is the source of this 1627-nucleotide messenger RNA. RefSeq names its product NACHT, LRR and PYD domains-containing protein 12-like. Bases 371 to 1270 code for a protein of 299 amino acids. The record is from RefSeq and is a predicted model, not a curated record. Gene Ontology annotation, molecular function: protein binding. The transcript is spliced from 7 exons. Gene Ontology annotation, cellular component: cytoplasm. Lineage: Eukaryota; Metazoa; Chordata; Chondrichthyes; Rajiformes; Rajidae.
CAGUUCCUAUCCGGGUUCCUGAUGGAACUUUUGGAAAGAGAGGAUUCCACCCAAAGCGUUGUGUACACCUUCCCGCACCUCACCAUCCAAGAGUUUGUAGCCGCACUCACACAAUUCCUGACUGUAGAUCCCGGGAAAAUCCUGAAAUUCCUGUCUGAAGCCCACAGCACGACAGACGGGCGAUUUGAAGUAUUCCUCCGUUUUGUCGCUGGUCUCUCCUCCCCACGGGCAGCUCGGGUCCUGGAGGAGUUUCUGGGUCCAUUUCCUAAUGAAACAACCUGCCGAGUGAUUGACUGGGUUGAAGGAGGAGGUUAAACGUCAGAUUAGAAAUGCAGGCAUUGCUUAUGGUAAAAGGAGGCUCCUGAACACGAUGCAUUACCUGUUUGAGUCUCAGAAUCCUGCACUGGCUCAGCAGACACUGGGAACUGUGGAAACACAUUCAUUCAAUGGACUGGGACUGACCCCGAUUGAUUGUGCGGUCCUGUCUCAUGUCAUCAGGCCCUGUGAUACAAUCAAACACCUCGAUCUGAAGCUCUGCCGCAUUCAGUGUGAAGGUAUCCAGCGGCUGGGACCGGCUCUGCACACGUGUCAGCGCUUGGGACUGGGAAACAACUACCUGGGAGAUUCUGGAGUGAAACCGGUGUCUGUGGCUCUGAGGAACCCAGACUGUAAAAUACUGACACUGUGGCUGGAAGAUGUCGAUCUCACAGAUACUGGAGCCAAGCAUUUUGCAUCUGCUCUCAGUACAAACUACUCACUGACGAAGCUGGACCUGAGUGGGAAUAACCUGGGAGAUUCCGGAGUGAAACUGGUGUCUGAGGCUCUGAGGAACCCGGACUGUAAAAUACAGACACUGAGGCUGGAUGAUGUCGGUCUCACAGAUUCUGGAGCCAAGCGUUUAGCCUCCGCUCUCAGUACGAACUGCUCACUGAUGGACCUGGAGCUGAGUAGGAAUAAGCUAGGAGAUCCCGGAGUGGAAGUGGUGUCUGUGGCUCAGAGGAAACGGGACUGUAAAAUACAGAGACUGGGACUGGACAAUGUCGGUCUCACAGAUUCUGGAGCCAAGUAUCUCGCCUCCGCUCUCAGUACAGUUUGCUCACUGACGAAGCUGAACAUUGGGGACAAUGCGCUGGGAGAUUCCGGAGUAAAACUGGUGUCUGCGGCUCUGAGGAGCAUCGACUGUAAAAUACAGAGACUGGAGCUGGAACGUGUCGGUCUCACAAAUUCUGGAGCUGAGGAUCUCGUCUCCGCUCUCAGUACAAACCCCUAACUGACGGAGCUGGUGCUGGGAUACAACUCCCUCACGGACCGAUGUGUCCCCGCUCUCUGCCGCCUCAUACAGACCCUCCCGAGACUGAAGCGGAUCGAGCUGUGGGGGAAUCAGUUCACUGCCGAUGGACGGAACCAGCUGCAGAGUCUGCGGGGAAUCAGAUCCGGACUGAGAGUGACCGUGUGAACAUCUCUGGGUGUAAACGCCACCGCCCUGGGGACAAGAAUAUUGUUGGCCGAUUCCCCGCCCUCCCCUUUAAGCGGCCGCCCUCCUCUUUAAACGGCAACGCUCUGGGUUUAAACCGAGCGGUUCCCGGGCCGGGUGGGCGGUGACGUCAGAGAAGGCCCUGCCUGCUGU